Messenger RNA from Drosophila subobscura, 2735 nucleotides. RefSeq names its product probable E3 ubiquitin-protein ligase makorin-1. Gene Ontology annotation, molecular function: metal ion binding; ubiquitin protein ligase activity. Lineage: Eukaryota; Metazoa; Arthropoda; Insecta; Diptera; Drosophilidae. The record is from RefSeq and is a predicted model, not a curated record. Gene Ontology annotation, biological process: protein polyubiquitination. The transcript has 4 exons. The coding region runs from base 175 to 1308 and encodes 377 amino acids.
GGAAGUACCCCUAACAUUAGAUCACACACUUUGGUCACACUGCAACAGCAAUGAAAAAAUUGUGAUUAUUUUCAAGGUGCGCAUAAAACGAAAAAAAGUUAACAAUAGUCAUCGUUGAGAAUUGUCAGAUUUGUAACAUCAAUCCUUUUGCAAUUGUAAUACGUACAUAGCAAAAUGAGUGCGAGUGCCGUCGCCAGCAGCGAUCCAGCCAUUACCAACAUGGCACUUGGGCGAAGUCAAACAAUAUGCCGCUUCUAUUUGCGCGGCAUUUGUCGUUUUGGAGAACUCUGCCGUUUCUCUCAUGAUCUAAGUCGUGGCCGUCCCGAAUGUGCGGAGCAAUCAACAGACAAUGCGGAGUGCAUUAAGCCAAGCACUAGCACCAGCACCAACAUCAGCAUCAGCCAACGUAAUUGGGCAAAUGCCCCGAUAUUUGUGCCUAGCCAGAAGCGCGUGCUGGCCCAGAACGAGGAGGAGGAGUCAGCUUCUGGAAGUGUGGCCCUUCAAAACCCAAUCUCAUGGGCCGAAGUGGUAGGAGGCCCGUCGUUACCCGAGGUCGACGUUAGCAAUUGCGAACCCGCAUCAUUGGACGAAGUUUGUCCAUAUGAAAGCCCGUGUCCUUAUGGCGAGUAUUGCCCCUAUCGUAUACACAUGGAGCUAUGCGAAAUGUGCGACCAGUAUUGCCUGCAUCCCACGGAUCAAGCUCAACGCAAAAAGCACAACCGCGAGUGCCUUCAACAGCAUGAACAGGCCAUGGAGCUCUCCUUUGCGAUCGCUCGCUCCAAGGACAAGACCUGUGGCAUAUGCUUCGACACAAUCAUGGAGAAGGCUGGUCGUGAGAAAAGAUUCGGCAUCCUGCCCAACUGCAACCAUAUCUUUUGUUUGGAAUGCAUUCGCAAAUGGCGCCAGGCCAAACAGUUUGAGCAUAAAAUAACGCGUGCUUGCCCCGAAUGUCGCGUUUGUUCAGACUUUGUCUGCCCCAGUGCGUUUUGGGUGGAGACAAAGGAGGAAAAGGAUAAGCUUCUCAACGAUUACCGUGCUGCCUUGGGAGCCAAGGAUUGUAAAUACUUCAAUAAAGGCGAGGGAAAGUGUCCGUUUGGAAACAAGUGCUUUUACAAACAUGCCCUGCCCAAUGGGGAUAUCGUUGAUGUGGGCUUGCCAAAGCGUACUCGAAAGUUACAGGGCCAAAACGAAAUAAUCGAUUUACUCGAUAUUUAUCUUUGGGACUACGUUGAUAGACGUGACUAUCAUUGGCUGGAGAUAUUUUCAAGUGAUAUAAGUGAAACUUCAGAUAUCUCCGAUGAUGAUUAAGCAUCUAAAGAAGGAUAAAACAAUAGAAAACACACACACAAAAAAACAUGCAGCAACUGUAGACCCGCAACAAAACAAAAUGUUAUAUACAGUCCCAGAUAUAACUUAAUCAAUAUUCUAGCGAUAUAUUACAUACAUAUAAAUGAUACAGAACCAAAUACCGAAGGCAAAAUUUAAACCAACACACAAACUCACAUGUAUUUGGGUACCAAAAUUUAGGUUUAUAUGAAAAAUAUUUAUUCUCCACUUAACGCAACGAAAUUUUCAGCAACUUUUCCGUACUUGUAUUAAAUUAAAUUAUAUUUAAUACCAUCCAACAAGGGGUUACCACCAUUAAACCUUAAAGAUCAAUGAUAUAUCAUUACCUAUGUAUACACAAUUUUAGAGAUAAUAAAAUAAGUAAACAAAUAGAUUUUUCAAAAUAGGUGAUAUCAAAUGUGUAAACAAACUAUGCCUUUCAGACUGAAUUGUAAAGAUAACAAAAUACAAACAUUCUUUAAUCGGGUUUCCACUCAUUACAUUUUGAAGUUUAAUAACGAUAACCUAAGUGAAGCGCACAUAACAAAAACACAUAUAGCAACAGCAAACAUGCAACAUGCGGUAUCCGGUAAAUUUCUGAUGUUGUGCCGAUAAAUUGUAUCAUACCUACAUACAUAAGCAUUGCCUUUUUCGUCAAUCAAUAAUCAAUAAACUUUUGUUACUGUUAUGAUUAUAGUUUUGUGUUAAAGUAUUACUGUUGCAUAAUACCUGUAAUUCAGUAUAAAUUUGUAAACGUUUCCACAAGCUCCACGUACUGUAAUAACCCCCGACAGAAAGAUAGAAAGAAAAUGCCCUAACAUUUAUUGUAAUAUCAUUUUAAGCCUAUACUUUCGAAAUGUACCUCCUUAAAGUGUUUUGUUUUAAUGAUAAAUAUGUUACUGUACACAGAAAAUAAGUGAAAUAAGGUAAUUACCAUAUAAACCAAACAUGUUCAACAUUUAAAACUACAAAAAGAAGCAAAAGCAAAACAAAACAAAACAAAAAGCGAUAAUAAUUUAUUUCUAUAAAAGAUCAAUACAUAUUAUAGGAUUAUAUAUGACUGGGAACAUGACUCAUCCGUGACAGUUACAAAUUAUAAAUGUUAUAUGAAUAAUUGGUAACACUAUAUAAAUAUAUUUUAAAAGCAGGCAUUCGAUUGUCAACCCCUCAAAACAAAAUGUACAAAUCAGCUUGAAAAAUGCUUGAUGUCUCACAAAAAAAAAAGAAAACAAAACCAAACCUCUCUUUAGAGCCUCUUGUUUCCAAUAUAAUUUUUGUUUAAAUAUUGGCCGAAAUUAAGAUCCUCAAAAGUAACACACUCAACACACCUGUACAACAUGUUCUUGUUAAGUUGAACACAUACGUUUUCACAUCAAUUUGUAUGCUGCUGACGGGGCCUAACUCUCCUU